UAUGAGAGUUCAUUCGCACUCGUGCAGCGGACAAGUUUAAAUCAUCAGAAUGGUAUAUCUAGUUAGAGCUUUGAUUGCUGUGGUAAUUGUCACAAACGGUUAUGCAUUUAAUUUGGAAACGAAGCUUGCGAUCGUCAAGGAAGGUCGGAAAGGCACGUAUUUUGGAUAUUCCGUAGCCCAACACCAGCUAUCGACUAGUUCACACUCAUCGACGUUGUUAGUGGGAGCUCCGCUGGGCAACACGGGUCAGCCUGGCACGAAUAUCACGGGACUCAUGUACUGGUGUCCGUUCUCCACGCGGCGGGACGACUGCAGACCUGUGAACCACCUCAAGGCUGGAGAGCUGGAGAGACCGCCACCUACAGGUCCUAGUGGAAACUACUCAAAAGAUGACCAGUGGUUAGGUGUGGCAAUUUCUAGUCAGGGACCAGGCCAGUAUGUUGUGGUGUGCGCUCACAGGUACGUCAAGUAUUCGACAGAUUACAGGUAUGGUCUGGGAAUCUGCUACUCACUGAAACCCGACCUCUCGCACCACAAGGUAUAUCCUGGCUGCAACGGCUUGCCUAACCAGAAGGGACACGAGCAGUACGGGUACUGCCAGUUCGGAAUGGAUGUCGAAGUGGCCCCAGAUAAUACGAUAGUGUUCGGAGCUCCAGGAUCUUACACGUGGACCGGAUCAACGAUGGUCAACAGCUUAGGUCUUGGCAUCAGGGAUUCGUCCACGUGGUUCAGGAGUGAUGUUGUACAGGAUACAGCUCCCGUUCCCCCAUACAGCAUGCUAGGUUUUGCGGUGACUUCAGGGAAGCUGUUUGGGAAGAGCGAGCGCAUGGCUUACGUCGGCGGAGCGCCCAAAUCUCACGAGAUGGGCGAGGUCGUCAUCUUUGAGAAGGUCAACCAGGGGGCGCACCUGCAGGAGUUCGUAAAGUUCACGGGCGACGAGAAGAUGGCGUUCUUCGGACAUUCCAUCACGACGAUAGACUUGAACGCAGACGGUUACGUGGAUUUGGUCGUUGGGUCGCCGUAUUACAGAGGCGAAGAAAAUGAUCAGGGUGGCGCCAUCUACAUUUACAUGAACGGACCAGAGGGUUUAGUAGAAGGCACAGAACCAUUAAAAAUCACGCGGCCUAUCGAAGGAGCCAGCUUUGGUUAUGUUGUGAAGAACAUAGGCGAUAUUGAUCAUGAUACAUAUGAUGAUCUUGCAGUGGGAGCUCCACAUGAAGGCAACGGUGCAGUGUUCAUCUACAGGGGAUCAGCAGAUGGUAUCCGUAUUGAACCGUCCCAGGUGAUAAGAUCGGAGGAGCUGAGGGAUGGACCGGUAACGUUUGGCUACUCGCUGUCAGGAAAGCUGGACAUGGACUAUAACGGCUAUCCUGAUCUUACUGUCGGAGCGUUCGAGUCUGACACCAUCGUCACACUGCUGGCAAGACCGGUCAUUAAUAUUACGACGAAUAUAGAGAUGGAACCAAUCCUCAUUGACCCCACCAGGAAGAAUUGUCGCGACGGCACCAACCUACCGUGCUUCAUGUGCAGCAUGUUUCAAGUUCACGGCCACCGGUCGGUCGCUUCGCCCCCGUCUCCAUGCACUACACGCUGCGCGCGGACAUGCUCAAGGAAGGCAGCACGAAGCGCGUCCAGUUCCGCGGCGCAGGCGGCAUCGACGGCAGCCUCAGCUGGAAGGUGGUGCGCAGGGUGCGCAUGAUGCCGCAGCACACGGGCCAGCUCGCGUGUGGGCGCAGGGAGAUGGUUUACGUGUUUGAUACGAAUGACAUCAUCACUCCAGUGAAGUUCAUCUUAACGAACAACCUGACGGAGAACGUUCCGGCACCUAUUCGCGCGGGAGACCCGAUCCCGGACAUGGACAGGUACCCGAUCAUCAGUGAACUCACCCAGGUGCAAGAGAAGUCAGUCAACUUCAUCAACGAUUGCCAGG
This is a messenger RNA of Priapulus caudatus, 1930 nucleotides long. Its product is annotated as integrin alpha-PS1-like. The transcript has 14 exons. Gene Ontology annotation, molecular function: integrin binding. The coding region runs from base 50 to 1699 and encodes 549 amino acids. Gene Ontology annotation, cellular component: integrin complex; external side of plasma membrane. The record is from RefSeq and is a predicted model, not a curated record. Gene Ontology annotation, biological process: integrin-mediated signaling pathway; cell adhesion mediated by integrin; cell-cell adhesion. NCBI's taxonomy places the organism in Eukaryota, Metazoa, Priapulida, Priapulimorpha, Priapulimorphida, Priapulidae.